AUGCAUAUAAAAAUAUCGACCGAUUUCGCCAUUCAAAAUCUCCAUUGUACGACCAUGAUUCGACCUUUGUUGAGGUUGUGCGGACAAAGGACGGCGGCGACACCGUUUGUGUCGUUUUUCCGCCCGCCAAAAAAGCCGUUGUCCGGCAUCUCGUUCGCUCGGCAUUACUCUCCCACCAAAAAACCACCUUCAGAGGUACCAACACCCACGCCAGGCAACUAUCUGGUGCCCAUCACGGGGCCACCAGGAGACACGCCACGUGACACAGACCUGCUGAUCAAGUCGCUCACCCACAAGUCGCUGCUGCCCGAGAACAACCUGGUGCGGUGUACGGUAUUCGACAGCGACGGAAACGUGACGGUUGCUUCCGGCGAGUUCAAGCGGACAGAGCUGCUGAAUAAGCACGGUUUGCUACCUCGAGAUUUGCGAAAGCUCGACACCGGAGUCAAUUCCAUUGUCCCUACGAUUCUUGUGCGAGACAACUCGAUUCUCAUCAACUUGCUGCAUAUUCGGGCUCUGAUCAAGGCGGACAAGGUGCUUUUGUUCGACGUGUUUGGCAGCACGGACUCCAAAACCCAGUCGCUCUUCAUGUACGACCUGGGCCACAAGCUCAAAAAGUCCAAUAAGACCAUGGGAUCUCUUCCUUACGAAAUGCGGGCGCUGGAGGCGAUUUUCAUUUCCGUGAUUGCAGCUUUGGACGCUGAAAUGAAGGUGCAUACCACGGUCAUUAACGGAAUCCUGUCUGAGUUGGAGCAGGAUAUUGAUCGAGAGAAGCUGCGACAUUUGCUGAUUCAAUCGAAGAAGCUGAGUGCGUUUCUGCAGAAGGCUACAUUGAUUCGAGAUGUGAUUGACGAGCUCCUCGACACAGACGAGGAUCUGGCUGGUCUUUAUCUGACCGAAAAGAAGGCAGGUCAUCCCCGAGCCAUUGAUGAUCAUUCCGAGGUGGAAAUGUUGCUGGAAACCUACUACAAGCACUGUGACGAGAUUGUUCAAACCGUGGGUAACCUCGUUUCUAACAUCCGAAACACAGAGGAGAUUGUCAACAUCAUUCUGGACGCCAACCGAAACGCCCUGAUGCAUCUGGAUCUCAAGUUCCAGAUUGGAGCCCUAGGUCUGGCUGGAGGAACGUUCAUUGCGUCGUUGUACGGCAUGAACUUGAAGAACUUCAUCGAGGAGAGCUACUGGGGCUUUUUGGGUGUCACUGGCGUGGCGUCCCUGUUGACCGUAUGGAUCAUUGCUCACUUUUUAAAGUCGCUGAGGCAGGUUCAGAGAGUAACCAUGACCAGCGACAAGAAGAAGGCGAUGAAGAAGAAGGACACUGUCGCGGAGAAGAGGAGGAACCACUUGAGGAAUUGGCUGACCAAGUAA
Molecule: messenger RNA, 1368 nt
Organism: Yarrowia lipolytica CLIB122
Lineage: Eukaryota; Fungi; Ascomycota; Dipodascomycetes; Dipodascales
Biological process (GO): mitochondrial magnesium ion transmembrane transport
Cellular component (GO): mitochondrial inner membrane
Molecular function (GO): magnesium ion transmembrane transporter activity
Source: RefSeq, a predicted model, not a curated record